Messenger RNA from Colletotrichum lupini, 1095 nucleotides. RefSeq lists its product as uncharacterized. The record is from RefSeq and is a predicted model, not a curated record. The coding region runs from base 1 to 1095 and encodes 364 amino acids. Lineage: Eukaryota; Fungi; Ascomycota; Sordariomycetes; Glomerellales; Glomerellaceae. The transcript has 6 exons.
AUGCCGAGACAAUACCAAGGCAAGGAUCUAUAUGACGCGAGUGCGACGGCUACAGGCAUGAAUUACUGUCUCAACCCGAGAACCAACCGCCUUCCAAGUCAGAAGAGAAAAAUCGACAGAUUAUCACUCCUCGACUGCAAUUUUGGCUUCGUAGUCUUUGCUAAGCCAUCCCACUCGCGACGUGACGUCGUGGGUAACAAGCUUGUGCGACAGUCUACUACCGAUAAACUCUCCUUCAAGCACCCGAGACACCCGAACGGAUCAAGAGUCAUAAGUAGUUCAUCAAAGUGGCAUGCAAAGAAUAAGGUCAUGACCAAGCUGAACCACGAGUACAACCACGCUAACCCACCCUGGAAGGCAUCUCGCGGAAGUCUGACAACGAAUCCGUGGGAGCUCGCGUACGAUGAAAAACCAUUGGUUUCCGAACCCGUGAUACCUUGGUCUGUGUUCUUCAGCGAAUGCCGCCAGAUGGUCCCCGGCCCGUGCAUCCUCCGUAUGGAUGAGGUCGCGAAAUGCUGUCCCCGCCGCGGUGCUUCCUGUUGGGUUUCGACUGACUCCAUCGAACGAAAUGAGGUGAAAGACUUCUCGGGUGGCAUCUCAGCGAGCGGAAUGUCCAUCUUUGAGAGACUUGAAGAAUACGAGCUUUGGUGGACGCCGAAACGGUAUCGCUUCUCUUCAAGGGGAUGUCAGCUCCCCUCCUGGACCCCCUUGUUGAUGCAGAAUCUUCAAGGCCGUCUUGAGUUUCUAUUUGGGGCGGGUUUACGGCCAACUUUUGUCAAUCUAUCAAGUCCUGGCUUACUCUCUAACACGGUUGCGGGCCACUCGGGUACGUGCAUAUGUUUCUUUUCCAACAGUCUCUUGAGGCUGUACGACGUUGACUACGUGCAAAAGGCCAUGGAGUCCGGGAGCGUACAGAUACAGUACGGUGUAGCCACCACGGUGAUGCUUGGCCAGUCCCUCCCGACACCUUGUCCGCCUCUUUUCACUUCACCGAGCCUCCUGUGUGAGCUGCCCCUUCUGGUCAACUUGAUGCCACACAUCACUCCCACAUUUGCCAAGACCAUUCACGCAAAGAGCCUUCACAAGCUCAGCUGA